AUGCCGCGUCCGGUACGGAAUGAACUAGGAGCUUCAGGCAAUCUUUUCCCCAUUUCCGCAAUCUGGUGUUGUGAUCAGGCCAAGACUCUUCAACGAGGUAUUGAACCCUGUGGCAUAAACCAGUACAACAUUGGGGCAUUCGAAACUGAUUUGAAGCUUCAGCUCAAGCAGUUUGCUUCAGGUGUGCGGCACGAGAAGCCCAUCAACCUAAACCGGACCAAACUACCUCCGCUUACCCAGGCCACCGAAAACGUCGCGAUGGGGUCCGACGACGAGCACCGCAGCCAUAAGCCACGGCGCAGUCGCUAUGACGACGACGAUGACGAGAGGCUUCGCAGAGACACAAAGGACAUGGAGAGCCAUCGGCGCAGACGCAGUGGAGACAGGGACGGAGGCCGCGACUCGGACAGACGCAGGGAAAGACGGAGGUCACGAUCACGAGACAGGCACGAAAGGCGACGCUCACGCACACCAGAAUCAUCAGCGCGCAGACGCUCCCGCUCACGAGACCGCGAUCGCGAAAGACGCAGACGAAGAUCCCCCCACAACGACGACCGAGGCCGCAGCAGCGGGAAAGAGCUCUCCCGCCGGCGCCACCAUGACCAUCCCGACCCUGAAUCGGGCACAGAAAGCUCCAACAAGCGCAGAACUGCCAGCCCUCUACGUCGCUUAGGGCCGCUACCUUCCCAAGGCGACUCCUUUGCUGUUUCCAAGGGCGAAGAGCCCGAGAAACCCAAAGAGAAGCCAAAUCUGCGUAACUCUGGCGCCCUGGCGGCGGCAUCGAACUCGGUGCAGCAGGCAGACGGCACAUCGAUCGUUCUGAAAUAUCACGAGCCUGCUGAGGCGCGGAAGCCACCUGCUAAGGACCAAUGGAAGCUCUUUGUGUUCAAGGGAGCUGAUAUCGUCGAUACGAUUGAUCUGGGGUUGCGGAGCUGCUGGCUCAUCGGUCGUGAGGCCGCGGUCGUGGAUCUUAUGGCGGAACAUCCCAGCAUAAGCAAGCAGCACGCCGUCAUCCAGUUUCGGCACGUGGAAAAGCGCAACGAGUUUGGAGAUCGCAUCGGAAAGGUCAAGCCUUACCUGAUUGACCUCGAGAGCGCCAACGGAACGAUACUCAACGGGGAUAAGGUUGCAGACAGUCGAUACUAUGAGCUACGGGAUAAGGAUAUGAUCAAGCUGGGACAUAGCACGAGGGAGUACGUGCUCAUGCUGGCGCCCAAGGAUUGA
Colletotrichum truncatum is the source of this 1224-nucleotide messenger RNA. RefSeq names its product fha domain protein. The record is from RefSeq and is a predicted model, not a curated record. Gene Ontology annotation, cellular component: nucleus. Gene Ontology annotation, molecular function: protein binding; mRNA binding. NCBI's taxonomy places the organism in Eukaryota, Fungi, Ascomycota, Sordariomycetes, Glomerellales, Glomerellaceae. Gene Ontology annotation, biological process: maintenance of RNA location; mRNA splicing, via spliceosome.